AUUUUUAGGGUGCAUGACGUUUAUACAAAUCGAGUCUUGCUCGUGUUGAAAUCUAUGCAAGAUGUUGCACUUCAUGCUUUGCCAGAUGACGAACCGUGGACUGUGGAACAAUUUUUAGAGAAAACUGAUGAAACAUGCAGAUCAGCUGCAGUAGAAUUAAAUCGUAAAAGUAUUCUAGUAGAAGAAGCCAUAGAAGAAGUGCUCGAGCUAGUAAAAAAAGCAGCCAAAGAUUUUAGGGGUGCCGAUACUGAGGAUUUAGCUUUCUUAACACAGGAAGGUGAAUAAUCAUGAUCAGGUGCUCAGCCUCAAGAUUGGAGUGCUAUUUGGGCAUGCUUUGAAGAACCAUAUGGCCUUCUUGCCCCGGGUGCGGGACUCAAUAAAGGAAUGCAGGAAAUGGUUCGCAAUGCUGUCGGUGAAAUGCGCCGGUAUUACAGUAGAAAAGUGGUUGAUGCAUUAAUUAAAGUUACCAGACAAAGCUUGGAUGCUAUUAGGAAGAGAUUUACUGAAGAACAAGAUCCUGGUCAACCCCAAAAGCCGGUAUUUUUACUUCAAGCUCAUUUAGUAAUUCCGACAGUCCAAAUCAGGCCAAAUGUUGACCAAGUACAAGAAGCUUUAAAUACGGCAGGAAAAACUAUCACAGCUGCAAGCAAAGGUGUCGGGCAAUGGAUGGGAGGAAAAACUGUACAGGUAGCAUUUAAAAAAGUGACGUGGAAACGCGUCAUAGGCAAACGCACACAGGCUCUUCUGCAGGAUCAAUCAGCCGGUCUGGAUAGGCGCAGCGCCCUUUCCAUAUCGAAAAGAAAUCUGUACUCCAAUGAAACACCACAAGAGGCUAGGGAAAGAAGAAGAAGAAUGUAUAGACCAGUCUCUGAGGAAAAACCUGCAUUUCCAGCACAAAACAAAAAUUUUCAUGCUCAUGUCAUGGAGAAUAAGGAAGUUGUAAAAGCUCUAGGACUUUUGGCUACUUGCACGCAGAAUGUUAAACAGGAAGUUACUACUUUUAUUAGACAAUGGAAGCCUUAUCAAUUUCUGUGGCGUAAUGAGCGGUCAACUAGGGAGCUUCUGGCUUUGGGUUUGGAAGAAUUUGAAACCACUUUGCGAAAAUUGGGCGAACUAGAUAGAAAAUUAGCAGGAGAACCUGAUAUAAAAACAUUUGCAAAUUGUCUCGCCAUAGAUGCUGAAAAAUUGAAAUUUGGAUUAUUGACAGAAAUUAAAUCUUGCACACAUAGCAUCGGUCAGGCAAUGAAGAAAAAAUAUAGACGUGAGAUGGAUUAUAUUUACGCAGUCAUUAAGGAAAUGGAAAGAAAAUUGAAUCGUCGAAUUAGAGACUUGGAUGAUGUGAGAACAAUCAUGGAAACUUUACGUAAGAUACGAGAUCAAGAAGUUGACAUGGAACUAAAGAUUGAUCCUAUAGAGGAAGCUUUCAAUAUACUCACAAGAUAUGGAGUACCGGCUGAGAGAGAGCAUUUGGAACUAGUCGAUGGUCUCAGGGAUACUUGGCAGAGACUCCAAUCACGUGCUCUGGAUACACAUGUUAAACUCUUAGAAGCACAACCCAAAUUUGAAGCUGAUUUGGCGUCUAACUUAGAAGUAUUUAGAUCCGACAAUGCAAUGUAUGUGCAUGAGUACAGAAAUGCUGGACCCAUGCAACCAGGAUUGAGCCCACGAGAAGCUUCAGACAGGCUUUUGCUAUUCCAGAAUCGGUUUGAUGGAAUGUGGCGUAAAUUGCAAACAUAUCAAAGUGGAGAAGAACUAUUUGGUUUACCUACAACAGAUUAUCCUGAAUUGGCUCAGAUAAGAAAGGAAUUGAAUUUGCUUCAAAAAUUGUAUAAAUUGUACAACGAUGUUAUUGAUCGUGUUAGUAGUUACUACGAUAUUCCUUGGGGAGAAGUGGAUAUUGAAGAAAUCAACAACGAGCUGAUGGAGUUCCAGAACAGAUGCCGAAAGUUGCCAAAAGCUUUGAAAGAAUGGCCUGCAUUCUUUGCACUUAAGAAAACAAUUGAUGAUUUCAAUGAUAUGUGCCCAUUAUUAGAAUUAAUGGCCAAUAAAGCAAUGAAACCGAGACAUUGGCAAAGAAUUGUGGAGGUUACAAAAUAUAACUUUGAACUAGAAAGUGAGGGAUUCUGUUUGAAGAAUAUUUUAGAAGCACCGUUAUUAAAAUACAAGGAAGAUAUAGAGGAUAUCUGUAUAUCAGCAAUGAAAGAGAAAGAUAUUGAAGCAAAACUGCGUCAAGUAACAGGCGAAUGGUCUGUACAUGAAUUAACCUUCAUGACAUUUAAUAAUCGUGGCGAAUUAUUAUUGCGAGGCGACACAACUGCUGAAACCAUAGGACAACUAGAGGACAGUUUGAUGAUCUUAGGAUCAUUGUUGUCUAAUAGGUAUAAUGCGCCAUUUAGAAAGCAGAUACAACAAUGGGUACAUGAUCUUGGAGGAACAAAUGAAAUUUUAGAACGCUGGCUUUUGGUUCAAAACAGCUGGGUUUAUUUGGAGGCUGUAUUUGUUGGGGGCGAUAUUGCUAAACAGCUACCCAAAGAAGCUAAGAGAUUCUCAAAAAUCGAUAAAUCUUGGCAAAAAAUUAUGCAACGGGCUCAUGAAACUCCAGGCGUUGUUUCAUGUUGUGUGGGUGAUGAUUUGCUGAAGCAACUUUUGCCUCAUUUACAAGAACAACUCGAGCUAUGUCAGAAAUCUUUGAGUGGCUAUCUAGAAAAGAAAAGAACAAUGUUCCCGAGAUUCUUCUUUGUAUCUGAUCCAGCGCUGCUUGAAGUAUUAGGUCAAGCAUCUGAUUCGCACACUAUACAAAAUCAUUUGCUGUCGAUAUUCGAUAAUACAAGAUAUGUAAAAUUUCAUGAUGUUGAAUACAAUAAAAUGACUGCAAUCAUAUCAUCAGAGGGUGAAACUAUACAACUGGAACGAGCAGUACGAGCAGAAGGUUCUGUCGAAACAUGGCUUACUUCUCUUUUGCAAACUUCUCAAUCCAGUUUGCAUGGAAUUAUAAGAAAUGCUUCCGGGAUGCUCAAUGAUCCGAACAUAAAUUUAUUGGCGUUUCUAGAUAAAAUGCCAGCUCAAGUGGGCUUAUUAGGAAUUCAAAUGAUUUGGACUCGUGAUGGUGAAGCAGCACUUAUGCAAGCUAGGCAUGACAAAAAAAUUAUGGCCGAGACUAAUAACAAAUUUUUGGAGUUAUUGAAUACUUUAAUUGAUCAAACUACUAGAGAUUUGACUAAAAUCGAAAGGAUUAAAUUCGAGACACUGAUUACUAUACAUGUUCAUCAACGUGAUAUCUUUGAUAUUUUGUGUCGUAUGAACGUGCGAUCAGCAAAUGAUUUCGAAUGGCUCAAACAAUGUCGCUUCUACUUCAAAGAUGAUCUUGAUAAAACUUGGAUUGCUAUCACAGAUGUCACGUUCUCUUAUCAAAAUGAAUAUUUGGGGUGCACAGACAGACUGGUAAUCACACCUCUUACAGACAGAUGUUAUAUAACCUUGGCGCAGGCACUAUCGAUGAGUAUGGGGGGUGCUCCUUGCGGUCCUGCAGGUACUGGCAAAACCGAAACUGUUAAAGACAUGGGUAAAACUCUUGCAAAAUAUGUUGUCGUCUUCAAUUGUUCAGACCAGAUGGAUUACAGAGGUUUGGGACGUAUAUACAAAGGAUUAGCUCAGUCCGGAUCAUGGGGUUGCUUUGAUGAAUUCAACAGAAUAGAACUUCCUGUACUGUCUGUUGCUGCGCAACAAGUUGCGGUUGUAUUGGCUGCUAAAAAAGAAAAGAAGAAAAACUUCAUAUUCACAGAUGGUGAUACUAUAGACAUGUGCCCAGAAUUUGGAAUAUUCAUUACAAUGAAUCCCGGUUAUGCUGGUAGAAAAGAAUUACCAGAGAACUUGAAAAUACAGUUUCGAACGGUUGCGAUGAUGGUGCCAGACAGACAGAUUAUUAUUCGCGUGAAACUAGCAAGUUGUGGUUUCCUAGAAAAUAUAACUUUAGCAAGGAAGUUUUAUACGCUGUACAAACUUUGCGAAGAACAACUCACCAAACAGGUACAUUACGAUUUCGGUCUACGUAAUAUUCUUUCCGUCUUGCGAACUUUGGGUGCUGCAAAACGUGUCAACAAUCGCGAUUCCGAAAGCAUGAUUGUGAUGAGAGUUCUAAGAGAUAUGAAUUUAUCAAAACUAAUUGACGAAGAUGAGCCUUUGUUCAUAUCUUUAGUCUCUGAUCUUUUCCCUAAUCAAGCAUUAGAAAAAACUUCUUAUCCCGAAUUGGAAGCCGCUAUUCAGCAACAAGUCGAUGAAGCUAAACUGGUAUACCAUCCACCCUGGGUACUAAAAUUGAUACAGUUAUAUGAAACUCAACGUGUGCGUCAUGGUAUAAUGACAUUAGGACCAUCUGGUGCAGGAAAAACAUGCUGUAUUCAAAUGCUGAUGCGAGCCUUGUCUCAAUGCGAAGACGUUCAUCGUGAAAUGCGUAUGAAUCCUAAAGCAAUAACAGCUGCUCAGAUGUUUGGUAGAUUGGAUGUGGCCACUAAUGAUUGGACGGAUGGAAUAUUCUCUGCCUUAUGGCGAAAAACUUUAAAGGCACCCAGUGACGAAAGAAUUUGGUUGGUUUUGGAUGGUCCAGUUGAUAGCAUAUGGAUAGAAAAUCUAAACUCUGUCUUAGAUGACAAUAAAACUCUUACUCUUGCGAAUGGCGAUCGUUUAACAAUGUCGCCGACAUGCAAAAUCAUUUUCGAACCUCACAAUAUCGACAAUGCAUCACCAGCUACCGUAAGUAGAAAUGGAAUGGUUUACAUGAGUUCUUCAGGAUUGGACUGGAGACCCAUUGUAUCAUCGUGGUUGAAGUUCCGUACUGCACAAGAAACGACGGUUUUCCAAGAAUUAUUUGAAUGUUCUUUUCAAACAGUGUAUUCAUGGUGUACGCAAACUCUUAAAGCAGUUAUGCAACUCUUACAAUGUAAUGUGGUUAAACAAAUGUUGGAUUUGUUACAAGGACUUGUUCCUCAACAAGUACAAGAAGAAACUAGCGCCGCUAAGAGUGUGUCUGGUGAUAUAGAUCAAGAUGACGAACUAACAGAUGGUGACAAAGCAGUGCAAAUUCAAGCACCUAUUUUAUCUGUAGAACACUUAAAUAAAAUUUAUGUUUUUGCACUGACAUGGGGUAUAGGAGCGCCUUUAGAAAAUAAUGAUAGACGAAAACUAGAUCUUUAUUUAAGAGAAAAUUUUGCUGAUAAUCUAGAUCUACCAAAACCAACAAAGAAAGAACCAAAAGCGACUAUUUUUGAUUUUGUUGUGAGUUCUAAUGGCACGUGGGAACCUUGGACAAGUUUAGUAACUAAUUAUGUGUAUCCUGAUAUCAGCACACCAGAUUUCUUAAGUAUCAUGGUACCUAUUCCUGAUAACGUACGAAUAGACUAUUUGAUUGAUACUAUUGUGAAACAAGAAAAAGCUGUGUUGCUUAUCGGUGAGCAAGGUUCGGCUAAAACAGUGAUGAUGAAAGCUUAUAUGAAAAAAGCCAAUCCAGAUCAGUAUCUUGGCCGUUCUUUUAACUUUUCUUCUGCAACAAGUCCAUAUCAGUUUCAAAAAACAAUUGAAAGUUAUGUAGAUAAGCGCAGUGGUAGCACUUUUGGGCCGGCAGGCGGUAAAAAAAUGAUUGUUUUUGUGGAUGACAUCAAUUUGCCGCAAAUCAACGAAUGGGGAGAUCAAAUUACUAAUGAAAUAGUAAGGCAAGUUAUGGAUAUGAAAGGCUUUUAUAGCCUUGAAAAACCUGGAGAAUUUACAACUAUUGUAGAUGUAUUGUUUGUCGCAGCUAUGGGACAACCAGGCGGAGGACGAAAUGAUAUACCGUCAAGAUUAAAGAGACAAUUUUCUGUGUUUAAUUGUACUAUACCUGAUGACGCAGCUAUUGAUAAAAUAUUCCGUGUCAUGGGCGAAGGGCAUUACAACAGCAAACGUGGUUUUCCUCUAGAAGUUAGAAACCUUGUGAAGAAAAUAAUUCCUCUGACCAGAGUUUUAUGGCAAAGAACGCGUGCCAAGCUAUUACCAACUCCAGCUAAAUUUCAUUAUGUAUUUUCGUUACGAGAUCUUUCAAGAAUUUGGCAAGGACUUGUGGGUACAUUAUCAACAGUUGUCGAUAGCGAAUCAGUUCUUCUUGUAUUGUGGAAACAUGAAUGCAGCAGAGUAUUUUCCGAUCGUUUUACAUCUUUUGCGGAUAAAGAAUGGUUCGAUGAAGAACUUAUGAACGUCGUCGUUGAAAUGUUAGGGCCACAAUACAAGGCUAAGACAGAAGCCAAUCCUGCAUUCGUAGAUUUUAUGAGGGAUGCUCCUGAGCCUACCGGAGAAGAAGGUGAAGAUGCUGAUAUGGAAUUACCUAAAGUUUAUGAACCCGUAUAUGAUUUGUCUGUUUUACGUGAAAGAUUGGAUAUGUUCUUAUCACAGUUUAAUGAAAUGGUGCGCGGAUCUGGAAUGGACUUGGUAUUUUUUCCAGAUGCUAUGCUUCAUUUAGUUAAGGUUUCUAGAGUUAUACGUCAUCCACGAGGCAAUGUGAUGUUAGUUGGUGUCGGAGGAUCAGGCAAGCAAAGUUUAACUAAGUUAUCGUCUUUUAUCGCAGGUUACAAAACAUUCCAAAUUGCGUUAACUCGCUCUUACAAUGUGGGUAAUUUCUUAGAAGAUUUGAAACUUUUAUAUCGAUCAUGCGGAGUUCAAGGAAAAGGAACAACAUUUAUUUUUACGGAUAUGGAUAUUAAAGAAGAAGGAUUUCUAGAAUAUUUGAACAAUAUAUUAUCAUCUGGAGUCAUAUCUAAUCUGUUUACAAAAGAUGAACAGUUAGAAAUUAUAUCGGAAUUGACACCGAUCAUGAAACGGGAAAAUCCCAAACGAACUUUGAAUAAUGAACUAGUGAUGGAUUAUUUUUUGAACAGAACUUGCCAGUAUUUGCAUGUGGUAUUCUGCUUCUCGCCUGUGGGCGAAUCGUUCCGAAGCCGGGCGAUGCGUUUCCCAGCAUUGGUAUCGGGUUGUACAGUCGAUUGGUUCCAACCGUGGCCGCGAGAUGCCCUAGUUUUAGUUGCGCAGCAUUUCUUGCAUGAGUUCGAAAUAGCUUGCACACCUGAAACAAAACAAGAACUGGUCUCUGCACUCGGUUCAAUACAGGACGCCGUUGCCGAAACUUCAACUAUUUACUUCCAAAGAUUCAGGAGAGCUACACAUGUUACACCAAAAUCUUAUUUAAAUUUUAUUGGCGGAUACAAAAAUAUAUAUCAGCAAAAGCAGACAGAAUUAGGUGAAGGUGCUCUCCGAAUGGAUACCGGUCUUGAAAAACUCGCUGAGGCUUCUUGUUCCGUUGAAUCUUUGAAGCGCGACUUGGCAGUUAUGGAAAAAGAUUUAGCUGAAGCAUCACAUAAAGCUGAAAGAGUUUUAUCUGAGGUGACAGAACGAGCAGCUCAGGCUGAAAUUGUCAAAAAUCAAGUGCAAAAAGUAAAGGAAAAGGCAGAGGCUUUAGUAGCAUAUAUAGCCGAAGAAAAAGCAUUAGCUGAAGUUAAAUUGGAAGCUGCAAAACCGGCGCUAGAAGAAGCUGAGGCCGCUCUGAACACCAUUAAACCUGCUCAUAUAGCAACUGUUAGAAAACUCGGCAGACCGCCUCAUUUGAUCAUGAGAAUUAUGGACUGCGUAUUGAUCUUAUUUCAAAGAAAGUUACAUAAUGUUGUAACUGAUUCUGAAGCUUGUUGUCCUAAGCCAUCGUGGGCUGAAUCUUUAAAGAUGAUGUCCAGCACUACGUUCCUCUUACAAUUACAAAAUUAUCCUAAAGACACAAUAAAUAAUGAAAUGGUAGAACAUUUACAACCAUAUUUUGAUAUGGAGGAUUAUAAUAUGGAUACUGCCAAACGCGUUUGCGGUGAUGUUGCCGGUUUAUUAUCUUGGACAAAAGCAAUGGCAUUCUUUCACAGUGUAAAUAAGGAAGUUUUGCCACUUAAGGCAAAUUUAACCCUACAAGAAGCUAGAUUGAAGGUAAAAGUUCAUUUGACUGAUUGA
Molecule: messenger RNA, 8007 nt
Organism: Ctenocephalides felis (cat flea)
Lineage: Eukaryota; Metazoa; Arthropoda; Insecta; Siphonaptera; Pulicidae
Product: dynein heavy chain 5, axonemal-like
Exons: 45
Biological process (GO): microtubule-based movement
Cellular component (GO): dynein complex
Molecular function (GO): dynein intermediate chain binding; ATP binding; minus-end-directed microtubule motor activity
Source: RefSeq, a predicted model, not a curated record